Trypanosoma grayi is the source of this 2085-nucleotide messenger RNA. Its product is annotated as putative leucine-rich repeat protein (LRRP). The annotation marks the transcript as partial. The record is from RefSeq and is a predicted model, not a curated record. NCBI's taxonomy places the organism in Eukaryota, Euglenozoa, Kinetoplastea, Trypanosomatida, Trypanosomatidae. The transcript has a single exon.
AUGAGCCUUCACACCAGCAUAGAGUUUGCAGCAGAAGAAGCUGCAGCAUCAACAGACACUGACGUGCACAGGAAGUGGUUCCCGCUUCUUGAUAUCCUCGCAGUGGAUAGCGACACAACCGAUGACCCGCCCAUCUCGUUGAUGAUUGUUGCCCACGUGACAUACCGCUCGUCGCUGCUGCUGCGCACUAUUCGUGCGUGGCGACGGCGUCUAAAGGCGGCGGGGGAGCGGCAGCGGUGGCAAGCGUGCCUCGCAGACGAGUGGUAUGCACGACGGCGCCUUUUUCUCUUCUUCCGCGCGUGGCAGUGGCGCUAUUCUGAGAAGUGGCAUGAGAGGGCUAACAUUCAAGCAGCUAAUACACAUUGUACGGCGUUUGCACUCAGACGUGCAAUGCAUGCGUGGCGGAAUUGGUUGCAGAGGAAACGAGAGUUGCGCAACCGAGUGAUGACCUUGUGUGAAGGCAUCACGAGGGCGGCGCUGUCGCGAUAUUGGGCGGUUUGGCACCGCCAGGCCGUGUGCUCCGCAGCGUACCAGCAGCUGCGCGUAGCUUCUGACAGACGAGUGCUGCAGUGGUGGUGGAGGGUGUGGCGGCGCGGUGCGCUGCGGUCCAAGGCACACCAGCUUCACUUGGCAGUUCUCGUUGUGCACACACCAUCGACGUGGGUGGUGGCUAACACUGUGCUUGGCGGGAAUUCUGCGCUGCUGCAACUUCCGAGAAGCUGUGGCAGCACAGCAAUGGCUUCACUCCAAGUGCUGGCCACACGCUUCUACUGGAUUCACUGGCUUGGCGUUGUGGCGCACCGGCGCGGGCUCCGGCUGCAGAGGUAUAGGGCUGCACUGCGGCACAUAGAGAUCAACAGUCGCAGGCGCACGAUGGUCUGCAGCUACCACACGUGGCUGAUGCGCACCGCCAGCACACUGCACUGCCGCCGCACCGCCCUCGUGACGUGUCGCGAGUACUUCUGCAAAUGGCUUGUCUUCUGUGACCGGCAACUCGCAUGCCGGCGUAGAUGGAAGGAUGCUCUUGAACGCUGGAAGGUGUCGCUUCUGCGUAAGUGGUGGGAACGGACAGAGUGGCGACUGCAGCGCCGUCAGCGUGUCACGAUGGCAGAUGCUUUUUGCGAUCGCACGUUGCGGAGCCGUCAGCGCGCUGCGUUGCUUGAGAAGUGGAGGGAGCGAGUGCACUCACGGCUAGCCUACCGGGCGCUGAUGGCGGAGACGCGUGAGCGGCGUACUGAACUCCUGCGGGACGUCGCCGUUAAUCGCCUGCUAAACGGCGUUCUUCUUUCGUUUUGGCAACCGUCAGGUGGUGAGUCAUCCGUUGGAGAACAACAGCGGCGAAUCCAAACGCAAGAAGAGGUUUCCGAUUUGUGUAUGCCUUGUGCGGCAAGAGAAACUGAUGCUGCUGCUGUUUCUCGACCUCCUCCUACCACCGCUGCUUCUAAUACUACCACUAUUAUUGUGCCUUCACUCCCCACCAGUGGGGACGCUGUGGCCCCCGGGGAUCCUGUCACAUGCAUUAGGCGGCGGCUCGUUACUCGCUCCCCGGCCAUUCCAUUGGGUGGGCGUGCCGCACAUACCGCUGUCGCUACAGCUCUAGCACCAAGAUGCCACAACACAGCGGAGAGCAGUGUGUCACCUCUCCACCAUUCUGACGUUGUUUCUCCCCCUAGUCCGCUAUGCAGGAGUCCUGUGGGUGCCGCGCCGUUGUUAUUCAGCAUGCCGGUGCCGUCUCCUUCGUUAAGCACGUCAAUGUCGACAUUGCGCUUUGACUCCCGCCUCGCUGUUGCGGAAAGUAGAGAACUUCUUGGGGCGUACCGUGCGAUGUUGGCCACCGCAUCCGCGGAGUCUGAGGAGGCCCGCAUUCUUCGCGAGAAGCUCCAUCUGUACGAGGAACAGAAACGUAGCAUAGGAGGAUCAUCGUCUUCGAUUGCACAAUCCGAGCAGCAGUUGCAGCAGCGUCUUCUCGCAUUGCGGCAGCGCGAGUUGGAUCGACAGGCGUUGCGCUUUCAAGUCGUGCAAUUGGCGAAGCAUCUGGAGGUGGUGCUGAACGGUGCCGCCCUUUCCCGCAGCAGCAGCAGCAGC